CGCAUCGUAUAUAUAUUUAUUUCCAUAGUUCAAAAACGACCUCUGCAUGUAAACCAACUUCAAAUCGUUUCGAAUAUUCAAUGCUCUCUGUUUUUCAUUAUGCGAUAUUUUGACAAUGUUUUUUUAUAAUAUUUAUGAAUAUAAUUCAUAAAUUAAUACAAAAGUUAAACUUUUAAUGAAUUCGUUGUAACGUGCCAAUCAAAUAUAUUAUAUUUUGCAAUGGCCUCCAAUGAUGGAAUUCCACCACCUGCCGCAGUACCUGGAUUUCCACCGGCAACACCUAAUAUGACAUCUGGCUUUGUACCGCCUAUUAUGCCUGCAGCAUCUUUUAUUCCUCCUCCUAGUUUACCGCCUGGUCCACCAGGGAUAAUGCCACCUCAGUUUUCUAUUCCUCCACCAGGUUUUAGUUUUCCAAUUACUGCUACGCCUACACCAGAAAGUGGAGUAAUAGCAGCACCGCCACAAAUAACAGCUCCAGGAAUCCCACCCCCAACUCCUAUAGCAAGCGAAACUGCACCAGGUGUACCCGUGUCGUCAGAAAAAAAAACUGACUGGACCGAACAUAAAGCUCCGGACGGUCGUACUUAUUACUACAACAGCGUUACUAAACAAUCACUAUGGGAGAAACCAGACGAAUUAAAAACGCCGAGCGAAUUAUUGUUGUCGCAGUGCCCAUGGAAAGAAUAUAAAUCAGAAAAUGGAAAAGUAUAUUAUCAUAACGUAACUACUAAAGAAUCCAGAUGGACUAUUCCUACAGAGUUGGAAGAACUGAAAACUAGAAUUGCAGCCGAAGAAGCUGCAGCUGUUGCAGCUGCAGUAGUUGCAAGUGCUACAAAUACUAUAGUUCCGGUAGCUAUACAACAUUUGUCUCCAAAUAUUAGCACUUUAUCGCAAACAAGUACGCCCGAACCUGGAGGAAAGUCUGCGAUCGAACAAGCUAUGGCCGCGACACUUGCGGCUAUAAAUAUUCCGACACCGCCUACAAAACCAGAUGAAGAUAGUAAUUCCGCGAAGGGAUCAGCAAACGAUAGUCGAACAAGUACACCCGAACCCAAAAUGCAGUUUAAAGAUAAAAAAGAAGCGAUAGAAGCAUUUAAGGAAUUAUUAAAGGAAAGAGAUGUACCGUCUAAUGCUACAUGGGAACAGGCAGUAAAAUUAAUUCAAAAUGAUCCAAGAUAUCCACAAAUGAAGAAAUUAAACGAACGUAAACAAGCAUUUAAUGCAUAUAAAACGCAGAAACUUAAGGAGGAACGAGAACAAGAAAGAUUAAGAUUGAAAAAAGCCAAAGAAGAUUUAGAACAAUUUUUGUUAGAGAACGAAAGAAUGACAAGUACUACUAAGUAUUACAAGUGCGAAGAAAUGUUUGGCAACUUGGAAAUAUGGAGGGCAGUAGGAGAUCCAGAUAGAAGGGAUAUUUACGAAGAUGUUAUAUUUAAUUUGGCGAAACGUGAAAAAGAAGAGGCAAAACAAUUAAAGAAAAGAAAUACCAAACGGUUGGCACAAGUUUUGGAUACGAUGACAGAUGUCACGUAUAGAACCACGUGGCAAGAAGCACAAGCAUUGCUCUUACAACAUUCAGCCUUUGCGGAAGAUGCGGAUUUACUUGAAAUGGACAAAGACGAUGCUUUAUUAGUAUUUGAAAAUCAUAUUCGACAUUUGGAAAAGGACGAGGAAGAGGAAAAGGAACGUGAGAAAAAACGGAGGAAGCGACAAGAAAGAAAAAAUCGUGAUGGUUUCAUUAGUUUAUUGGACGAGCUUCACGAACAAGGAAAAUUAACGUCCAUGUCGCUUUGGGUAGAACUUUAUCCGAUGCUAUCGGCAGAUUUACGCUUUUCAGUUAUGCUAGGACAACCAGGAUCAACUCCCUUAGAUCUAUUUAAAUUUUACGUCGAGGACCUCAAGUCCAGAUUCCACGACGAAAAAAAAAUUAUUCGAGAGAUUCUUAAAGAUAAAAAUUUCGAGGUACAAGUUAAUACCACGUUCGAAGAGUUCGCUACGGUUGUUUGCGAAGAUCGAAAGUCUGCUACUCUAGACGCAGGAAACGUCAAGCUGACGUACAAUUUGCUUCUUGAAAAAGCCGAAGCACGAGAGAAGGAACGUGUUAAAGAGGAAACACGAAAAUUUAAAAAACUAGAAACAAGCUUCAAAAAUUUAUUAAAAACUAUCAACGUCGAUUAUCAAAUGACGUGGGAAGAUGUGAGAAAUAAAUUGGAAGAAGAGCCAGAUUUCAAAGCGAUAACAUUGGAAAGUGAAAGAAUAAGAAUUUUUAAGGAUUAUCAACAUGAGCUCGAAGAAAGUUGUAGUCAUCAUCAUAUCAGGAGUAAGAAGAAGAAAACCAAAAAGAUGAAACGAAAAUCUCGAUCACGGUCUCAUAGCGAGUCCGAAGGGAGUGAGAAAGGAUUGAAGAAAAAACGACACAAAUCGCGUUCUGCAAGUAUCGCUAGUAAAACGGAUAGUUCCGAAUCCGACACAAGAAAGACAAAAAGAAAGAAAAGUAAAAAGAAAAGAGGUCGAAGUCAUUCUCGUUCACAUUCAAGACUACCAUCCUCCGAAGAGUCUCCAGAAAGAAGACGAAAAGAAGAUAAGCAUAGAAGACCGUCCGUUCAUAGCGAAGGAUCUAUUAAUGAAAAUACAGAGCAUCAUGAACUUUCCGAAGAUGAAUUAGAAAAACAAAGAGCACAACUUCUUCGAGAGUUGCAGAUGCAACAAGAAGAUAAUUAAUACGCAGAUCAAAAUAAAAUCAUAUUUUAAUAGUUAAGUAUUUUAAUUAAUAUUCAAAAUUCAUUUUUGAAUAUACAUCAUUAAUUUUCAAUAUGUAAGUACAAUUCUUUAAAAAAAUAUAUAUUAUAUGUAUGUAAGGAAAUAAAUUCGAUAUACCGACUA
Molecule: messenger RNA, 2883 nt
Organism: Vespula vulgaris
Lineage: Eukaryota; Metazoa; Arthropoda; Insecta; Hymenoptera; Vespidae
Gene: Prp40
Product: pre-mRNA-processing factor 40 homolog A
Exons: 8
Coding region: 220-2721 (833 amino acids)
Biological process (GO): mRNA cis splicing, via spliceosome
Cellular component (GO): U2-type prespliceosome; U1 snRNP
Molecular function (GO): protein binding; RNA binding
Source: RefSeq, a predicted model, not a curated record